Zonotrichia leucophrys gambelii is the source of this 2524-nucleotide messenger RNA. RefSeq names its product FKBP prolyl isomerase 5 (gene FKBP5). The coding region runs from base 113 to 1510 and encodes 465 amino acids. Gene Ontology annotation, molecular function: protein binding; peptidyl-prolyl cis-trans isomerase activity. The record is from RefSeq and is a predicted model, not a curated record. The transcript has 12 exons. Lineage: Eukaryota; Metazoa; Chordata; Aves; Passeriformes; Passerellidae.
CACUCGGAGCCGGGCGGCGGCGACAGCGGCGACAGCGGCGGCGACAGCCCGGCCACAGGUAUUUCCCCGCUGUGUCUCUGCGCCUGGACUCUCCCUGCACCUCCAGGGUUGCAUGGUGGCAAGGUCCAAGGAGACCAUGACCACUGAUGAGGCCACCAAGAGUGAAGGGGAGGUGCAGGCAGCAGCUCUGGCUGAGCGUGGCGAGGACAUCACCCCAUCCAAGGACCGAGGGGUUCUGAAGAUCAUUAAGAGACCUGGUAGUGAGGAUGAGUGUCCCAUGAUUGGGGACAAGGUCUAUGUGCACUACAAAGGGAAAUUGGCCAACGGGAAGAAGUUCGACUCCAGCCGCGAUCGGAACGAGCCCUUCAUCUUCAGCCUGGGCAAGGGUCAGGUCAUCAAGGCAUGGGACAUUGGGGUGGCCACCAUGAAGAAGGGAGAGAUCUGCUACCUGCUCUGCAAACCUGAGUACGCCUACGGCUCAGCUGGCAGUGCCCCCAAAAUCCCCUCCAAUGCCACCCUCUUCUUUGAGGUCGAGCUGCUUGACUUCAAGGGCGAGGACUUGUUUGAGGAUGGAGGGAUCAUCCGGAGGAUCAAGAGGAAGGGGGAAGGUUACUCCAACCCCAAUGAAGGAGCCACAGUGGAGAUUCACCUGGAGGGAUUCUGUGGUGGCCACAGGUUCGACUGCAAGGAUGUGAAGUUCGUGGUGGGCGAAGGGGAGGACCACGACAUCCCCAUCGGCAUUGACAAGGCCCUGGAGAAGAUGCAGAGGGGAGAGCACUGCAUCCUCUACCUCAGCCCACGGUACGGCUUUGGCGAGGCUGGCAAGCCAAAAUUUGGCAUCCAGGGCAACGCGGAGCUGGUGUACGAGGUGACCCUGAAGAGCUUUGAGAAGGCCAAGGAGUCGUGGGAGAUGGACACCAAGGAGAAGCUGGAGCAGGCGGCCGUGGUCAAGGAGAAGGGCACCAUGUACUUCAAGGAAGGCAAGUACCUGCAGGCAGUGAUUCAGUAUGGGAAGAUUGUGUCCUGGCUGGAGAUGGAGUAUGGCUUGUCUGAGAAGGAGUCCAAAGCCUCGGACUCCUUCCUGCUGGCUGCCUUCCUCAACCUGGCCAUGUGCUACCUGAAGCUGCGCGAGUACGCCAAGGCUGUCGAGUGCUGUGACAAGGCUCUGGGGUUGGACCAGGACAAUGAGAAAGGCUUGUACAGGAGGGGUGAAGCCAGGUUGUUGAUGAACGAGUUCGAGCUGGCCAAAUGUGACUUUCAAAAAGUGCUGGAAGUGAACCCACAGAACAAAGCAGCCAAAUCCCAGAUCUCCGUGUGCCAGAAGAAAACCAAGGAGCACAACGAGAGGGACCGCAGGAUCUACGCCAACAUGUUCACAAAGUUUGCAGAGAGGGAUGCAAAGGAAGCAGCCAGCAAAACUGGAGCGGGAAAAGCAGCGGAGAAGGCGGCGUGCGGAAAAGGACCCAAAACUGCUGGUGCUGAAGGUGAAGAGGCUGAAGGACACGUAUGAUGGAGGAGGAGGGGAUGGCAUAGCCUCCUGCCCACACUGAGAAAGGUUGCUGCCAAACCUUGGGACUUGCCAGUGUCUCCUUGUAAAGCUUGUUACAGUUUGUGUGAUCGUGGAAGCCAAAAGCGCCUCGCCAAGAAAAGCGACCCCGUCCCACCGCCCUGGGUGCUCUGGGGGCAGAGCAGGAGUGGCAGGACACCGUGGGACCACUGCACGUGGAACAAAUACCCUUUGGGCAGCAGGAAAAAGAAAAGAAACGAUGAUGAUGAUGAUAAAUUAAAACGCUUGGCUCCUGGGAGGUUUCCAUAGACAGCUUGCUCCAGCUCCCUGGGCUUUGUGUGUCCACUCUGAGCACAGCAUCCCCUGAGAGGAGCUGGGAUGUGGGACGUGCUCCUUGUACCCUGCAGUGCUGCCUCUGGGUGUCCCAGCACAGCCCCGGGACAGGGAUUGGCUUUGUCCCCUGCUGACUCCUUGCCUGUGGCCAAAGGUUGCAGGGGCAGAGCCAGGAUGAGAACCCAAUGGCCUCUGUGCAGCCUCUUUAGGGGGUGCAGGGACAUCUUUAGCCUUUAAAGCACUGUUUGGGGAGGGGGGAACACACAGAUUUUACCUUCUGAAGGAGCUGGUUCCUGUUUCUUUAGAGAGCAAAAAAGCCUGUCCAGCUUUGCAGGUGCUCAACCCACAGCCUGCACCCCAUGCCUUGGCUCCCAGCUUUCAGUGGGAGUUUUAUUGCUUUUAUUGGGAUCUGGAUGUGGGGAAAAUAAAAGAGCAGGUGGACAUGUGGUUCAGAAAGGCAGAGCUGGUGCCAUGGGUUUGUCACUGAGCAGCUUUCCCAUGGUGAGGGGGUCCUGGGUGCACGGUGUCCCUGCACCAGAGCUGCUGCUGCCUCCUCAGCCAUCAGCCCUGUCCAUCCUCAAGGGACACUGUCUCUACCCCAUGAGAACAGCUUUCCAGUUGUUAUUUUUCCUGUCUCUACAAUAAUACCCCUUUUGGAGCUUGAAAAUAAACAACUGAAAGAAA